Molecule: messenger RNA, 3915 nt
Organism: Chinchilla lanigera (long-tailed chinchilla)
Lineage: Eukaryota; Metazoa; Chordata; Mammalia; Rodentia; Chinchillidae
Gene: Wasl
Product: Wiskott-Aldrich syndrome-like
Exons: 10
Coding region: 28-1425 (465 amino acids)
Biological process (GO): actin filament organization
Molecular function (GO): actin binding
Source: RefSeq, a predicted model, not a curated record
GGCUAUAAAUUUUAUGCUUUGCAGACUAUGUCUUCUGCAGUGGUACAGUUGUAUGCUGCGGAUCGGAACUGUAUGUGGUCAAAGAAGUGCAGUGGUGUUGCUUGUCUUGUUAAGGACAAUCCUCAGAGAUCUUAUUUUUUAAGAAUAUUUGACAUUAAGGAUGGGAAACUUUUGUGGGAACAAGAACUAUACAAUAACUUUGUAUAUAAUAGUCCUAGAGGAUAUUUUCAUACUUUUGCUGGAGAUACUUGUCAAGUUGCUCUUAAUUUUGCCAAUGAAGAAGAAGCAAAAAAGUUUCGAAAAGCAGUUACAGACCUGUUGAGCCGGCGACAAAGGAAAUCUGAGAAAAGACGAGACCCCCCAAAUGGUCCUAAUCUGCCCAUGGCUACAGUAGACAUAAAAAAUCCAGAAAUCACAACAAAUAGGUUUUAUGGUCCGCAAGUCAACAAUAUCUCCCAUACCAAAGAAAAGAAGAAAGGAAAAGCUAAAAAGAAGAGAUUAACCAAGGCAGAUAUUGGAACACCAAGCAAUUUCCAACACAUUGGACAUGUUGGGUGGGAUCCAAAUACAGGCUUUGAUCUGAAUAAUUUGGAUCCAGAAUUGAAGAAUCUUUUUGACAUGUGUGGCAUCUCAGAGGCACAGCUUAAAGACAGAGAAACAUCAAAAGUUAUAUAUGACUUCAUUGAAAAAACAGGAGGUGUGGAAGCUGUUAAAAAUGAACUACGAAGGCAAGCACCACCACCUCCACCACCAUCACGAGGUGGCCCUCCUCCCCCUCCCCCCCCUCCACACAGUUCAGGGCCUCCUCCUCCCCCUGCCAGAGGAAGAGGUGCUCCUCCUCCACCACCUUCAAGAGCUCCUACCGCUGCACCUCCACCACCCCCUUCCAGACCCGGAGUGGGUAUCCCACCACCACCGCCAAACAGGAUGUAUCCUCCUCCACCUCCAGCCCUUCCCUCCUCAGCACCUUCAGGGCCUCCACCACCACCUCCACCUCUUUCGGUGACAACAGGGUCAGUGGUACCACCCCUACCGCCUCCACCUCCGCCUCCACCUGGGCCACCACCUCCCCCUGGCCUCCCAUCUGAUGGGGACCAUCAAGUUCCACCACCAGCAGGAAGCAAAGCAGCUCUUUUAGAUCAAAUCAGAGAGGGUGCUCAGCUAAAAAAAGUGGAACAGAACAGUCGACCGGUGUCCUGCUCUGGAAGGGAUGCACUUUUAGACCAGAUACGACAGGGUAUUCAACUGAAAUCUGUGUCUGACGGCCAAGAGUCUGCCCCGCCGACACCUGCACCCACCUCAGGGAUUGUGGGUGCGCUGAUGGAAGUGAUGCAGAAGAGGAGCAAAGCCAUUCACUCUUCAGAUGAAGAUGAAGAUGAAGAUGAUGAAGAAGAUUUUGAGGAUGAUGAUGAAUGGGAAGACUGAGCUAUAUAUUAUAUAUAUAUUUUUAAGGUGAAAUACUAAACACUACUUUCUGUCUAUGAAUUCUGUAAAAUUACCAUGUAAAUGUUCUACCAAUUUGCUGUAUAUUUUUGUUGCCUUUUUUGCUUUUUUUAUUAAUCUGUGCAAUACCUCAUUUAAUCUGUAAAGGUUUGUCGUAAUACUCUACAAAGCUGUACUCCCUGUGACUGUGUGCAAGUUUACACCAGGAUGCUCACCUGAUUUGUGAAUAUAUUUCAUUCCAUCAACAAGGGAGUUUAAAUAUUAUGUGUGAGACUGACAAAAACCUUAAUGUAAUUUAGUUAUAAUGCCAGAAGGAAAACACUAUUUUCAUACCCUACUUUUUCUGUACCUAAAUUUUCUUAUUGAAAUCUAGUAUAGCACUACAUUCUUUUGUAAGUGAUGUAACUUUAGUUUCUUUAGCCCCUUCAUUUCGAAUACAGUGCUACAUGUGAAUAUCGAAGCCAACACAUUGCACAGUUCUGUAGACACUACAUUGAUACAAUUUUUCAAAUUUUAGCAAUAUGCUUUUCAUAGAGUCACGGUUACAGAGAUACUAAUGAGGAAAAUCAUAACACACCUCUUCUAGCAAUAUUACCUGUUCCUGAUACAGCAGAGGUGUUUGCAGGCUGUAAUCCCAAGGAACCCUUACAUACCUGGACUCAACUGAGGUUUUUUUUAUGUUGUAGCAAGUGUGGCAGGUUCUUUUAGGCAAAAAUUUUUUGAAAAGGUAUUGGCAUUAUUCUGAAAAAUGAUUUAAGUUGGAAGUUUCUGGGUUUUAUUCUUCGUGAACUACUCCAAUAUUCCUUUAAAAUGCUAUUUAAAUCAGAACAUCAUUUAAAUGGUGUGGAAUUAUUUUUAUUUUUUCGCUUGUAUGAACCAUAAAAAAUCAAAUUCCUGGCAAAAUUACACACUGAAAUGCUGAAUUUAUCAUGUUGUGUAUUUUUAUUUUGGCAGUUUCUCAAGGUUUUUACAAAAAUCAGGUUAAGGGUUCCAUUUUUUUAAAAAAGAUUGAUGGUCCAGUGUCACAUGUCUUGAACAUUUAACUGAUUUGAUAGAUUUUUUGUUCGUUUGUUUAAUAAAACUUUGCAUCCUGCACAUUUGUUAGACAUACUGAAUGGUAUGUUAAAUUAGGGGUUCCUUGCCUCUGAACGAUACACUAAUCUGCCUAAAGGGGUUGUUUCGUAUUUAUAGUGCUAAUUAUCAUGCCUACCUACUUUAAAUUUUAGGUAAAAAAUUAUUUGAUUUAAAUACAUAUUUUCUCACAUUGAGUCAUAUGCAGAAUGUAGUUCCAAAUGUAUUUCAGUACUAUAGUUACAAUAUCCAACUAAAAAUUAUGCUAUAUAGAAUUGUUCCGACCAAAAUCUAGUAUUGGCUUGAUCUUGACAGGCUGGACCUGCAAGAUGUGGCUUGAAUUUUAACCAGUUUAUCACAUACUCUCUAGUGAUCAUUCAUCUAGGUAUCGUAAAAAUAAUUUAAAAGGUUUGGUUGCUGAAAGCAGUAAGUGGUGCAGUAAAGUAGUUAAGUUAUUCAAAGAAUGUUACCUCCUUGCAGGAGUAAUUUGAGCACAUGGGAAAGACUCUCGACUUUUGUUUAUUGUAAACACAGUACCCUUUGCUGCUAAGAAACCUUUUCCUGCUUAUGAUCAUUUUAAUUGUGGCUUGAGCUCACUGAGUUUGGUGUGGACGAGACUGAACAGAUACUGACCAAUAAAAUUAAGAAUUUGUGCAAAUGGGAAAUAGAACAAUAUGUUUAUUUUAAGUAAUAAUGUAAAAGCAUUUUUACCUUGACAUCAUAAAAACAUUUUAAGUUAUCUUUGAGAUAAUGCCAAUACAAGAUAUCUCUUAACUUUGGACCAAAGAACUACGGGUUUUUCAGCUAACUUUGGUAAGAUAAAUGUAUAUUAGAAGCUUCUCUGAGUAGAAGAUAUCAAUUCUUUGAGUUAGGAGCACAACAUGUAAGAUGAAUAUAUAAUUUACCAAGGUAAUUGAGUUUAUUCUUUUUUCUUUAAAAAAAAAAAGACUUUUUGUUGUUACUGCAUAAAGUCUAAAUUACUAUUGGUUGAAACACAACUGUGGAAUUCAGUCUGGGCAUGAAGAUUAAAUCUGCUUUACCAAGUAAGAUGUAAGGUUGCAUGUUUCAGUCCUCCACUGUCUUGCGCUGUGGGCAGCUCUACCUAGGCAUUGUCUGAAAGCCUCCUGUGUAUACUCCAGCUAAAUAAUUGUCUGGUAGCCUUUGCCUUUAACAAAUGAGCAUGAGGCUUUUUAUAUCUAAAUGCUGUGUGAUAGACAAUUUCAGCUAGCCACAUACUGUAUGUAUGAGAUUCAUAAAGAUUUUCAAUCAUUCAUUUCCAUUUAUCAACUGAAAUUUUGUUUAGUAUGUGAAUUUUUUUUGAAAUGUAUAGUGAAUAGGAUGUUGCACUGGUGGCAAUUCAUCAUGGAACAUAAUAAAAUUAAUUUGACCCAAACAAUAUAA